UAUGGGUUCCCACCUACACUGUUUGCGGCAGCUUUCUGCUUCAGCUGAAGCCAGAAGUAUUCACAGUGUACCACAGACAGCAGGGGAGGGGGGAGGAAGAAAGACUGCUCUCUGCACUUGUGCUUUUGUUAGUCCACAGAAGAGGCAGAGAAACAAGAGAUAACAAAGGCUGUUUCCUCUCUGUGAGAGAAGGCUUUUGUCUUUCCUCCUGCAACGAUGUCAGUGUCUGGCAAGAAAGAGUUUGAUGUGAAACAGAUCCUAAGGCUACGCUGGAGGUGGUUUAGUCAUCCUUCUCAAGGUUCGCCCAACACUGGAAACUGCCUUCAGCAGGAAGGAUAUGAGCAUAGAGGGACCCCGGUUCAGGGCAGGUUGAAGAGCCACCCUCGGGACAGAAAUGGACUAAAGAAAAGCAACAGUCCUGUCCACCACAGCAUACUGGCACCAGUGCCAGGACCGGCCCCUGCCCAUCAAAGAGCCCUUCAGAAUUGGCACCCACAAAACCUAAUAGAACAUCUUCAAGCAAAUGAAGAUACUCCUAAAGCAGUUCCAGAGGAGAAUUUGUUCAAAAAAUCUUGUGAGAAACACUCACAAGAUUUGGAGAUGAUGGCUGAUGAUAAUACAGAAGAUUCUACAGCAAGACUAGAUACACAACAUCCUAAGGAAAUGAAUGUCAGCAGAUCUGAGGAGCAGUUCCAUGCUGUAAAUCAUGCAGAACAAACUCUUCAUAAAAUGGAGAACUACCUGAAAGACAAACAAUUGUGUGAUGUGCUACUCAUUGCUGGACACCUCCGAAUCCCAGCCCAUCGGUUGGUUCUCAGUGCAGUGUCUGAUUACUUUGCUGCAAUGUUUACUAAUGAUGUGCUUGAAGCCAAACAAGAAGAGGUCAAGAUGGAAGGAAUCGAUCCCAAUGCACUUAAUUCCUUGGUGCAGUAUGCUUACACAGGUGUCUUGCAGUUGAAAGAAGAUACUAUUGAAAAUUUGCUGGCUGCAGCUUGUCUCCUGCAGCUGACUCAAGUCGUUGAAGUCUGCUCCAAUUUUCUCAUAAAGCAGCUCCACCCUUCAAACUGCUUAGGGAUUCGAUCAUUUGGAGAUGCCCAGGGCUGUACAGAGCUUCUGAGUGUGGCACAUAAGUACACAAUGGAACACUUCAUCGAGGUAAUAAAGAACCAAGAAUUCCUCCUGCUUCCAGCUAAUGAGAUUUCAAAACUUUUGUGCAGUGAUGACAUUAAUGUGCCUGAUGAAGAAACCAUUUUCCAUGCUCUAAUGCAGUGGGUAGGGCAUGAUGCACAGGCUAGGCAACAAGACCUAGCAAUGCUGCUUUCAUACAUCAGACUGCCAUUACUUCCACCACAGUUACUAGCAGAUCUUGAAAACAGCUCCAUGUUUACUGGUGAUCUUGAGUGUCAGAAGCUCCUGAUGGAAGCUAUGAAGUAUCAUCUCUUACCAGAGAGAAGACCCAUGAUGCAAAGCCCUCGGACAAAACCUAGAAAAUCAACUGUGGGAGCACUUUAUGCUGUGGGAGGCAUGGAUGCUAUGAAAGGUACCACUACUAUUGAAAAAUAUGACCUCAGGACCAACAGCUGGCUACACAUUGGCACCAUGAGUGGCCGUAGGCUUCAGUUUGGAGUUGCAGUUAUUGAUAAUAAGCUCUAUGUCGUGGGAGGAAGAGAUGGUUUAAAAACUUUGAAUACUGUGGAAUGUUUUAAUCCUGUCGGCAAAAUCUGGACAGUGAUGCCUCCCAUGUCAACACACAGGCACGGCUUAGGUGUAGCCACACUUGAAGGACCAAUGUAUGCUGUUGGUGGCCAUGAUGGAUGGAGUUAUCUAAAUACUGUAGAAAGAUGGGACCCUGAAGGACGUCAGUGGAAUUAUGUGGCCAGUAUGUCAACCCCUAGAAGCACAGUUGGUGUUGUCGCAUUAAACAACAAGCUAUAUGCUAUUGGUGGACGUGAUGGAAGUUCCUGCCUCAGAUCUAUGGAAUACUUUGAUCCACACACUAACAAGUGGAGUCUGUGUGCUCCAAUGUCCAAAAGGCGUGGAGGUGUGGGAGUUGCAACAUACAAUGGAUUCUUAUAUGUUGUUGGGGGUCAUGAUGCCCCUGCUUCUAAUCAUUGCUCCAGGCUUUCUGACUGUGUGGAACGGUAUGAUCCAAAAAAUGAUUCAUGGUCAACUGUGGCACCUCUGAGUGUUCCUCGAGAUGCUGUUGCCGUAUGUCCCCUUGGAGAUAAACUCUAUGUGGUUGGAGGAUAUGAUGGACAUACUUAUUUGAACACUGUUGAGUCAUAUGAUGCACAGAAAGAUGAAUGGAAAGAGGAAGUUCCUGUUAACAUUGGAAGAGCUGGUGCAUGUGUUGUGGUGGUGAAGUUACCAUGAAGCUGUCUUUAUCAAAGGGAAGAAAACUGGAUAAUUUCAAGAAAUGGAGUAGGAAGAGUAGAGGAAAAAGAAACAUAUUAUUUCCUUCAGUUAGUAAUCAAACAUGAAAAUUUCUGUGUCAUUUUAAUAUGUAGUUAUAAAUGCUAUCAUUUGUGAAGCCAAAGCAAGUUUUCAAACAUUAAUUACAUUAGGUAUUAGGUGUUAAGUGUAUAUGUUGUUACAGCUGAUAAUAUAAUUGGAAAUCAAAUAGUCUAGGUUUAGCCUUAUUACCUUAAAAUGUUAAAAAUGUUAAAAUGUGGAGUUCCUGUCGUGGCGCAGUGGUUAACGAAUCCAACUAGGAACCAUGAGGUUGCGGGUUCGGUCCCUGCCCUUGCUCAGUGGACUGACGAUCUGGCAUUGCUGUGAGCUGUGGUGUAGGUUGCAGACGCGGCUCGGAUCCUGCAUUGCUGUGGCUCUGGCGUGGGCGGUUGGUUGCAGCUCUGAUUAGACCCCUAGCCUGGGAACCUCCAUAUGCCGCGGGAGCGGCCCAAGAAAUGGCAAAAAGACAAAAAAAAAAAAAAAAUGUUAAAAUGGUUAAGGGAAAUUGAUAGUGACCAAAGUAUAAAAGGUUAUAAAAGCACUGGUAAUUUUAAUUUGAGUCUGAUAAGUUAUAAACAUUUUCUAUUCCAGAAAAAUAGGUAUUCUAUCAUUUGGAACAUAAAUAAUAUAAAAGAGAACAUCUAAAGCUUAAAUUAUAAAAUGUAUCUCUUAUUCAAACAAUAUCCCAAAUAGCUAAAUAAUACCUCACAUUUACCAAAAGGAAAGCUUUUACUGUCAUGAGGUUAAAAAAAAAAAAAAAAAAAAAGAAAAAGCUAUGCUGAUCACAGUAUGUUUUCACAGAAUUACCCUUUUACAGUACCAUCUUCCAAAGCACACAUAUAGAUUUGGUAUUCCGUAACAUGCUGUCUUGUUAGAUUUGUUACCAGUAAUAUAUCGUUUUAAUUUAUAUACAUACAAUUUAUACAAUAAAAUGGUGAAUAUUUAUCAUAUUGAUACAAACUGUGACCUCAGCUUUAGGGUGUCAGAGCCCCAUAUGUAAUAGUCUUCUCAAACAUUUCUGUGGACUCAUUGUAAACACCUGCCAUUAAGUUAAACAAGUUUUCAAAAACAAAACAAUUUUUAAACAGUGGUAAACUCAAGAUGCCCUACAAUAUUAGCACAUGGAAACACCAAAAUGUCCAACAUCCAUGGUUAAUUCUACAAUUAUCUUCUAUAUACCAAUACAAAAUUUUCUGUUAAUUUUGUAAUCAUCCAGUAGAGAAUGGUAAGAGCAUAUGCACUACAAAAUAGUUUUAAAUUAAAAAACAAAACAAAAAGAAGGCUAGCUGGGUAGUAUUUUACUUUUGAAUUCUUAGUUCAUUUAUCCAAUUAUAAAAAAUACUUAAGAUAAAAUGUUGAAAAAAAUUUCUUUAUGAAAGUAACUUUUCAAGUAAAUUUUAGAAAUUCUGCAGUGUGUCCUUUCAAAUGGGCUUUGUAUUGUAGUAUGUGAAACCAGUAUAUAAAUCCAGAGAGAUGCUUAUAAAAUACUACUACAUUUUAAGUUUUUUAAAAAGAGCAACAUUAAGUUGUACAAAGAUAUUUUGUACUUUGGAAAGAUGAAUUUAAAUAAAAUCUGUUUCCUCUGGUUAUAAAGAGUGUGGCUUCAGAGUAUGUCAAGUGCAACUUGAAUUGACUUUUUGAUAUUUAUUGUUCCAAUAGCUAAAAUAUUCAAAUACAAAAAUAAAAUUCCCCUGCUUUGUUUCUUA
Sus scrofa (pig) is the source of this 4157-nucleotide messenger RNA. It is a transcript of the gene KLHL4, whose product is annotated as kelch like family member 4. NCBI's taxonomy places the organism in Eukaryota, Metazoa, Chordata, Mammalia, Artiodactyla, Suidae. The record is from RefSeq and is a predicted model, not a curated record. Gene Ontology annotation, molecular function: protein binding.